AUGCAUCGCACGCAUCCUAUUCCAGCUCGAGUGCUGCCGGUCAAUCCUGCGCUGGACAGCUCUGGCAAGAUAAAACCUCGAGUUGUAGUCCUAGGGUCAGGCUGGGGAGCAAUGACGGUUCUCAAGUCCAUCGAUCACUCCAAGUACGAAGUGGUUUGCGUGUCUCCCAACAGCUCUUUCAACAUGACGCCUUUGCUAGCUCAAGCAGCUGUAGGUUCCUUGGAUUUCAAAGCUACCAUGGAGUCUGUCAGGUCGUGCGGAUCCACGCAGCUAUACCACGCCUGGGCAGACGGCAUCGACACUACAGCCAAACAUUUGCUCCUAACUCCAGCUUAUCCCCCUGCUUUCAGAACCGCACCGCCCGCCACGCUGGGUCCGGACGACGCACCCAUGAGGAGCUUCCCGAAUGCUAGAGGCAGACAGUACUUGUUGCCGUACGACAAGCUGGUCAUCUCGGUUGGUGCUUAUAACCGGACAUUCAAGACUCCAGGUGUUCGAGAAAAUGCCUGGUUUCUGAAGGAUGUGCAAAAUGCUCGGUCGAUUCGAUGGCGGAUUCUGGAGGUGUUUGAGAUGGCUGAUCACCCAACCAUGAGCGACGAGCAGCGCAGGCAGCUGCUCAGUUUCAUCGUCGUUGGCGGAGGGCCGACCGGCUCAGAGUUUGCAGCAGAGCUGCACGAUCUAGUCAAGUCCGACUUGACGCGCAUCUUCCCUAAAGUGGCACCGUUGGCACAAAUCACUCUGAUUGACGCUUCCAGCGGUAUCCUCUCUUCCUUCGAUGCUAGUCUCUCGACCUAUGCCAGGCAGAAAUUCAAGAGGGAUGGGAUCAAGAUUUUGCUCGAAAGGCAGGUCAAAAGAGUGGACAGGGGCAGACUCGUCGUCGAGCCUGAUGGCGAGAUCCCUUUUGGUCUGCUUGUUUGGUCAACGGGUGUUUGCAGCACACCGCUCGUCAAGUCCAUAACCUGCAUCAAGAAAGACGAGCGCAACUCGUUCUUGUACACCAACGAGCACUUACACGCGCUCGCUUCACAGGGUGAAGUCGAGGCCACUAGCAGCUCCGAAGCAACCCCAAGCGCGCCCAAAGUCUUAUCGGAUGUGUAUGCGAUUGGGGAUUGUGCGCAAAUCGAUGGGGUUCCUCUACCCGCUACCGCACAAGUAGCGGCUCAGAAGGGCAAGUACGUAGCUUCCGUACUGAACGGCAAAAUCUCACCCGAGACCAAAUUCACCUUCAAGAAUAUGGGCCAGAUGGCCGCUCUGGGCGGUGGAAAAGCAAUCGUGGAUUCUCCGCAAGCCAAGAUCCAUGGGCGAUGGGCUUGGAUUAUUUGGAGAAGCGCUUAUACCUUUAUGAGCUUGAGCAACAGGAACAGAAUCCUCGUACCUUUCUUUUGGGCCGUCAAUCGAAUCUUUGGAAGGGACCUCAACAGAUUCUAGAGGCGAAGCUGUUCUUUAUGGCCCCUCGAACGACUUCUUUUUUUUUGCGACUGCCACGACGGUCUUGAGGGUUGCCUAUCCACUUUACAGCACCUCCCUAACAAUCUCGAGCAAAGCACCUCACAAUCUCAAUCACUCGGUUACAUCACAAACUUAGACAGGACACUCACGAAAGCAGUCGUAUGGACAAUACAAGUCUGCUGCGCUACGUUUCGAGUGAAUCGCGUGCGCAUGCUCAGAUGUCAAAGGUUCAAUGUAGCAAGACAGGCUAUUGUGAAGUGCAACGAUGGGCGAAGUCCAUGUUGAUCUGCACGAUCGUAACACAAUUCAGCAUGUCUU
Ceraceosorus guamensis is the source of this 1767-nucleotide messenger RNA. RefSeq names its product FAD/NAD(P)-binding domain-containing protein. The transcript has 8 exons. Bases 1 to 1428 code for a protein of 475 amino acids. The record is from RefSeq and is a predicted model, not a curated record. Gene Ontology annotation, molecular function: NADH dehydrogenase activity. Lineage: Eukaryota; Fungi; Basidiomycota; Exobasidiomycetes; Ceraceosorales; Ceraceosoraceae.